AUGUCAACAUCAGAUGACUGGAAUGAUAUUCCGGAUGAUUUCGUACUCCCGGAAGGCUCAGCAGAAAGAGGAGCAAAGCUCUUUAAAAAACAUUGCAAGCAAUGUCAUUCCAUGAGACCAGAUAAUCGCCAAACAGGAGGAUUUAGCUCAAUUGGUCCAACUUUAUUUAAUGUUUAUGGCCGCACUUCAGGAAUCCAGAACCUAGGAGGACUCAACUUGAUGACCCAUUCAAUGAAGUCAUCUGGAAUAGUGUGGGAUGACGCAAACUUGAUGAGGUUUGAUUUUAAGGCAAUUAAAACAUUUAGGUACAUGAAAAACCCACAACUGUUCGUAAAUAGCAAAAUUGGAAUGAAUUUUGUCGGACUUCCAAGGUUCCAGGACCGCGUGGAUGUUGUACACUUCCUUCGCCAGCUUAACUACGAAGGAAAGUAUGGAAAAGAAGUGCUAAAAGAAUGCGAGAAGAAAUGA
Theileria annulata is the source of this 468-nucleotide messenger RNA. Its product is annotated as cyctochrome C, putative. The transcript is spliced from 2 exons. Gene Ontology annotation, biological process: mitochondrial electron transport, ubiquinol to cytochrome c; mitochondrial electron transport, cytochrome c to oxygen. Gene Ontology annotation, cellular component: mitochondrial intermembrane space. Gene Ontology annotation, molecular function: heme binding; electron transfer activity. NCBI's taxonomy places the organism in Eukaryota, Apicomplexa, Aconoidasida, Piroplasmida, Theileriidae. The record is from RefSeq and is a predicted model, not a curated record. The coding region runs from base 1 to 468 and encodes 155 amino acids.